Messenger RNA from Pseudo-nitzschia multistriata, 1979 nucleotides. The record is from the annotation of a GenBank genome assembly. NCBI's taxonomy places the organism in Eukaryota, Bacillariophyta, Bacillariophyceae, Bacillariales, Bacillariaceae.
AUUUAUCUACAUCCGAGUAAGUACGGUACGUACGAGUACCGGUACACAAGUGUCCUUGCAGGAGUAGUGCCCAUAACUUGCCAGGACGGGGGCAUGACUGGUACUACUCGUACCGCACCAACGAGUGUCAGUGGUCCGAGGGCUAUUGUGAGAACAUUGAACACCUCAAGGGAUAGGGAUACAAAAUCGCCAGCCAUCACCAGUCACCAAACCUUUCUCGGUUGAUUUUGGGAUUCAGGAUGUAAGAUUUUUGUGAUUUAUUUCUCCCGAACCAUUCUUUUUCGUUGUUCUUGACACUGCAUGCUUCCUUUUUUCAGAAACCAUUACAUCAUCAACUCUCGCGGUAGUGUUGCAUACAAUGGAUUGGUUUGCAUCGCUAAACCCACUCCCAAAACAACAGCAAGCAGUAAUUACCGAAACAACCAAUAAUCGAAAGAAAAGUCACCCAUAGGAACACACGUUUCCCCUCACGAAAGAAUUAUGGCGAAAAGAUCGCACAAUUAUUUUCUGGAACAGCAUCCUCCUCCCCCUCCGCCUCCGCCUCCGUUGCCUUCCUCGAAUCCUUCCUCUCGUGAUGCGGGCAUUUCUAAUGUUCGUGAUCCACCUGGAACUUAUCAGUAUCUAGAUCAUCAACCUUAUGCAUACAAUUACAGCUACGUCAAUGAGCGUGGGCACAGUGUCCGUGGCGAUUCUAGUCUUCUGUCUACUAUUGCUUCGCCUUCGACUACUCAGAAUAUGCCGAUCCCAAUAUUCAAAGGCCAUAUCAAUAACAGCCAUAGUGCAGCGAGCAGUAAUAUUGCCAACAUCCAAAACAAGAAUUUACAGACAUGCCUACCUGUGCAGAUAUCACAGAGCUCCUCUGGAAAAGACUUUGCAGAGACAACGACAAAAUCCGCUAAAGCUCCGAUGGUCUGGACAUGCAAGGCCUGCAACGUGACGCUCGAAUCCGAAAAGGCAUUCAAGAGCCAUCGAAAAUCCCACGUCAGGUGCUCGGAUUGCUCCUUCGAGGGUGCUCCCAAAAUUGUCAAGGCUCACUACCAGGCAACUCACGGCAAGUUUUCGGGAUCGGGCUUCAAGACUAUCACGGUGGGAGUCCCAGGCUGCCGUCCCCAGAAAUUUAAUAUCUGCGUCGGCAAUCGGCCCGAGGACAUAGAAAGAUGGAUUGCGGAGCGAAAAAAGAGGUUUCCCCGAAAAUCUGCUUCGGCUACGGAGCACAAGCAGGAAGGGACUAAGCAGAAAGUACACGGUGCCGAAGUAAGGACAGCUGCUCAAACAGGCCUUUCCUCUUUGCUGGCGGGAUACGGAUCCUCAUCCGACGAUGACAGCGAGAACGAAAAGAAAGUGGAAGCCGAUGGCAAAGAAGGUUCUGUAUCUUCGAGUCACGUUGUGGAGAAUGCAGUUGGCAGCGACCAUACUGAACUCAACAACAGAGAGCAGACCAACUCGGGUCCGAUCCCGCCACCAGAGAAAACAAAGACGCGCCGGCCUUGUCGUUUCUUUUUCAGUAAUGGCUCUUGUCGUCAUGGCAGUAAUUGUCGAUUUAGUCACGAUGUAGAAGAAGGACAGCCACUACAGAGCCAUUCAAAACAAAAAAAUCGAAGCCAGCCUUCCAACACCAGCAAUAGGAACAACAACCACAACAGUCGAAAGCGAAAGCGCGGGGGGCAUACGUCAUCGGACACACUCCUUCGCAAACUUUUCGAAAAUGAUAUGGAACGAGAAUCAUCCAUGACAAUGCAACUGCUGAAAUUCAUUGUCGACAACAAUUUUUUCCUAGACAAGGAUACCAGUGCCAGGCCAAAAUAACAUCGCGAAACCAAUGUCCUUCCAACUGUAGGGAUGAAUACUAACCCAAAACGAUAAUAUUGUGACCAUCGAGUGGCCAAAUGAUAGGUUCUUGAACAAUCAGAAGACAGGGAAGAAAAUGAGGGUCGUUUUUUGCAUUGCGCAACUCAAACUAAUAAUCUUCUCUUUUCACA